UCCUUCCUGUUCCGCCUGUUUAUUUAUUGUGGAAUUAUUGGAGCCAUUAGGUUAUGUUAUUGUCAAGAGGCGCAUGAGUGUUUGCGAAGUAUAUUCGAAGUAAUUAACUUUAUGUUCGCGACAUGUCGUCAACGGUAGGAUGCCGAAUUCUCGCGAAAUUAGGCAGGAGCAGAUUGAGCGGCCUGUCACCGCGGAUCGUCGCCGCGAGUAGAUUUAGCAGCACCGCGGAAAGCGCGGAGUGCGCGUCGAGCGUCGCUCCGGCUCCGCAGCCGGGGAGAAUUCAAGCCGCGUUGCUGAAGGAGUUCUCCAGUCCUCUCGUAAUAGAGAAUCUGGAGGUGCCCAAACGAACGCAGGAGAAUGAAGUUCUCAUCGACGUUCACUAUUGCGCUUUGAACGUUUCCGACGCACUUCUCAGUCAGAACUUGCACACGUUCGAGCCGAAAUUACCGAUGAUCCUCGGUCACGAGGUUGUUGGCAAGCUAGUCGAGGUUGGCGCGGAGGCAGAGAAAAGCGGCUACAAGAUAGGCGACAGAGUCGUCGCUCUCAACAAGGAGCGAUACGGGGGCUUGGCUGAGAAGUGCUUGGCAGAAGUUGAGGAUGUAUGGAAGGUACCUUCUUCGAGAUCAGCUAGCACCGCGGAUCUAGCGAGUAUCUUGGACAGUUAUAUCAUCGCUCUGCUUGCGUUGGAGAGAAAAGUCAGUCUCAACGAGGAUGACAUGAUUCUGAUAAACGUCGGCGUAAGCGGCGUUGGCCUGGCAGCGGUGGAUCUUGCGACAAACGUCUUUAAAGCGAAGGUCAUUGGAGUUUGCGCUACGGAAGACUGGGCCGAUCGAGCACGGGAGAUGGGGGCGUUCGCGGCUCUCAAAUAUAAAGAUAAGAAGCUAACUAAGCAGAUAGAAGACAUCGCAGGCGAACGAGACAUUAAGGCCAUCUUUAAGAACGAAGACGGAGCGCAUUUCAAGAAGAUGUUGGAUUGCUUUACCGAUAUCUACAAAGACGCAACGUUAAGGGACUUGUUGCGCAAUGACAGUUUCGCCGUGGCGGUACAUCACUUGUCUCGCGAAGGGCGCGUGGUCGUAGCUGGCACGACGGCGACCAUGGCGGACGGUUCGGAAGUGCAGAAGGGUUCCUUCAGCGUCACUGGCUUUAAUCUGGCGGAAUACAAAAAGAAGAAGCCCGACGUGUAUCGCCAAGCAGGAGACGACGUCCUGCAGUUCCUCGAAGAAGGGCUUAUUGCACCAUCUUACUCGUUGAUCGCCGGCAUGCACAAAGUCAAUGACGCCUUGCGGUCCAUUUCCGAAAAUGUACUACCAGGCAAAGUCGUCAUUGACAUGAGGGACAAGGAAGCUGAGAUGACAAAAGUGGACACGCGAUCAAAUUCACAUUAAUUCUUGAGUCUUUUAUGAACGUUCUUCUUAUAUUCUAAUCCAUUUUAAAGACAACGAGAGCACGCUGGUAGUGCGCACAGUGAUAUUUUAUAUUUACAUCCAUAAGCUAUAUAAGAUAAAUAGAUAAUAUAAGUGGAAUGCAUUAACGUAGCGUUAAGAUCGUUAAUAAAACUGUAUUUUUAAAAUUUUA
Molecule: messenger RNA, 1578 nt
Organism: Wasmannia auropunctata (little fire ant)
Lineage: Eukaryota; Metazoa; Arthropoda; Insecta; Hymenoptera; Formicidae
Product: quinone oxidoreductase-like protein 2
Exons: 8
Coding region: 123-1388 (421 amino acids)
Cellular component (GO): mitochondrion
Molecular function (GO): oxidoreductase activity; zinc ion binding
Source: RefSeq, a predicted model, not a curated record